AUGGACUCACCGGCAGACGGCGGCGCGCUGGGGCUCCGGCGCAGCGCGAGCGCGAAGCAGGCGCCCUCCCCGUCGCCGCUCAGCGGCAACAACGCCUCCUCUCAGAAGCAGCCGCCGCGCGCCUCCACCUCGACCUCCUUGGCGCCUGGGUACCCGCGCAAGGCGCCGUCCAUCAACUGCAUCGCGGCCACCUCCACCGACACCCCGCCGGCCACCCCCAGAGGCAAAACCAAGCAGCCGUCGUCGGCGUCCUCGUCGUCGUACUACUCGUCGAUGUUUUCCCCGAGGAAGCUCAUGCAGCGCGCCUCCCGCGCCUUCCGCGGAUCCGGCAGGUCCCGCCGCAAGAAGAACGCGAUGGCGGCGGCGGCCGUGGAUGGCAGCGAUGUCGACAGCCCAAGGUCCGUCGUCAGCAAGGGCUCCGACGCCGACAGCGUCUUUUCGUUGGACGAUCAGAUCACCGCCGACGGCGACGUCGCAAAGCAGCAAGAGGAGGAGGUCGUCCCGGAGAAGAUCAUACACGAGGCGAACCCGUCGCCGGCGCCCGUUGCCACGGAGCAGAAGGACGAGGGACGCGACAACACGCAGGAGGAGACCUCUGCCGCCAAGGAGGAAGCGGAGCCGAAGAAGGAAUCGGCUCCUCCUGCGCUGGAGGAUGACGUCGCCGACGAGAUCGCGGCGGCGAAGGAGGCGGUGAAGGAGAAGGAGAAGCGCGAGGAGGGGAUCAAGGCGGAGGUGGUGAAGAGGUUCCAGGGGAGGCGGGUGAGGACGACCUCGACGGAGAGGCGGGAGUCGGCGCGCAGCAACGAGGCGAUCGAGGAGGCGAGGACCAAGCUGCUGGAGCUGAGGAAGGGGAACAGGGUGCAGGCACUCGUCGGCGCCUUUGAGACCGUCAUGGAUAGUCCCCAGCGCCGCGCCGCCGCCGGCAAGCCGCAGCUCAACCUCCGCGUCUGA
Messenger RNA from Lolium rigidum, 951 nucleotides. RefSeq lists its product as uncharacterized. The record is from RefSeq and is a predicted model, not a curated record. The coding region runs from base 1 to 951 and encodes 316 amino acids. NCBI's taxonomy places the organism in Eukaryota, Viridiplantae, Streptophyta, Magnoliopsida, Poales, Poaceae. The transcript has a single exon. Gene Ontology annotation, molecular function: calmodulin binding.